GUCAACAUUACCCAUACCUUAUAAAAGUCAGCCUGUUUGCCCAAUAUUUCUCACAGUAUCUGGUGUUCUCAAUCACUCUGUGCUGUGAAGCCGUGACAAUGAAGUUGGUUUGUGGUUGUCUUCUGGCAGUUGCCCUGCUAGGCUGUCUGGCUGAUGCUCAAUAUUUCAAGCAGCCUCAGCAGCCUCAGCAGCCCCAGCCGCCCCAGCCGCCGAAAUACAUCCCACCGGCACCUCAGAAGCCCCAGCAGCCGAAAUACACCCCACCGGCACCUCAGCAGCCUCAGAGGCCACAGACCCCCAAAAGGUACACACCUCAGCAGCCUCAGAAGCCCCAGCAGCCUCAACAGCACAUCAAGCAGCCCCUGCAGCCUACAGAAACAUUUCACACUUGUGAAGUGGCUGAGCAGUACAAGAUACAGUGCGGAGCUCCGGGCAUCACUGCUUCACAUUGUGAGGCUAUAAACUGUUGCUUUGAUGGACGCAUGUGCUAUUACGGCAAAUCUGUGACUCUUCAGUGCACCAAGGACGCCCAAAUGAUUGUUGUGGUUGCAAGAGACGCCACCUUACCCAACAUCGACUUGGAGUCAGUCACCUUCCUUGGAAAUGAUCAGAACUGCAGUCCUGUCGGCACCACUUCAGCUUUUGCCAUCUACCAGUUCCCUGUAACUGCCUGCGGCACUGUCAUGAUGGAGGAACCUGGGGUUAUAAUCUAUGAGAACAGGAUGACCUCCUUGUAUGAAGUUGCUAUUGGACCCUAUGGAGCCAUUACCAGGGACAGCCACUAUGAGCUGCUUGUACAGUGUAGAUACAUCGGCACCUCAGUUGAGGCUCUGGUCAUUGAGGUUGGCCUGGUUCCUCCACCACCCCCAGUUGCAGCUCCUGGACCUCUGCGUGUGGAACUGAGGCUGGCCAACGGAGAGUGUCAUUCCAAGGGUUGUGUGGAAGAGGAGGUGGCCUACAGUUCCUUCUACGUGGAUUCCGACUACCCCGUCACAAAGGUGCUUAGGGAUCCUGUGUACGUUGAAAUCCGAGUGCUGGAGAGGACUGAUCCCAACCUUGUCUUGACUCUUGGAAGAUGCUGGACUACUGCUGAUCCCUACCCUCACAGUCUUCCUCAGUGGGACUUGUUGAUUGAUGGGUAAGAGUAAGGGUUAGUUUGACUUAGAAACAGACACUUAUAAUACAUUUUUGAUGUUGUACUCAGCCCCUAUUCCUCACUCUCUCUCCUUGCCAUAGCUGCCCAUACCGUG
Molecule: messenger RNA, 1250 nt
Organism: Epinephelus fuscoguttatus (brown-marbled grouper)
Lineage: Eukaryota; Metazoa; Chordata; Actinopteri; Perciformes; Serranidae
Product: zona pellucida sperm-binding protein 4-like
Exons: 5
Coding region: 99-1142 (347 amino acids)
Biological process (GO): prevention of polyspermy; binding of sperm to zona pellucida
Cellular component (GO): egg coat
Molecular function (GO): acrosin binding; structural constituent of egg coat
Source: RefSeq, a predicted model, not a curated record